Molecule: messenger RNA, 1698 nt
Organism: Brassica oleracea var. oleracea
Lineage: Eukaryota; Viridiplantae; Streptophyta; Magnoliopsida; Brassicales; Brassicaceae
Exons: 2
Coding region: 115-1185 (356 amino acids)
Source: RefSeq, a predicted model, not a curated record
UUUUGUCACUCCCCAAAACUCAAACCGAACAAAAAAGCAAACAGAAAAGUUCAUUUCUUUAUACGUUACAAUCCGUUUAGUUUUGAGAACACUGACACAAUAGGCAUAGAAACCAUGAAGAUGAAGUCAUCGUCUUCUUCACUCUCAUUCGGCUUAAAGACUCAUUCUUUCGGCUGUAUCUCUCUGUUUCUUCAGAAACUUCUCUGUUCUGGUGCCAUUUCUACAUACCCGUCUGAUCAAAUCACUGAACCGUGUUUCGGGCCUCCUGAUUUUACGUCUGAACCAGCUAGAGUCAGAGGAGGUGAGCCAGGAGCUGUGGCGAGGCUCAUGGGUUUGGAGUCGCUUCCCGUAACUGACAAAACCAGAGUCGUCUCAAGGAGCCGUUGGGUGAAUUCUGGUGAGAAUGUGAAGAGGGAUGACGAUGAGAUUCAAGGAAAGCAUAGAAGAGUAAAGUCCACUCUGGAGUAUGUUGAGCUCGAAGACGACAACUUCUUCAUUCUCAGCUUCGAGAAGGCUAGAAAUGAUAAGGCUUUUGGAGAGCUGAAGCAGCUGGGAACAAGAAAAUACAAGAAGAGACGAGAAAGUAGAGAGCAUCAAACACAUAUAGAGGAUAAGGAGAACGACAUCAACGCCAUGAACGUUUCACCAGGACGCGAGAGACCUGAGACUGGAGAACUGAAGCAGCGUAUAAAGGAGAAACGUAAGAACAUGAGAAAAAGAAGAGAAAUUCAGUUGAGACAGAACAUCAAGAACUACGGUCAUUGGUCCAGAGAUGAAGAUUUAGUAAACUGUGAAGUGAAAUCAAUUAUGGAGGAAGAAGAGUGUAGAAGCUGCGAUGAUUCGAGCCCUGUUUCGGUUCUUGAUUAUGAUCGAGUAACUCCGGAACCAGAGAACACUUCCAGAAGACGGUUAUCUUCUCAACUCGAAUCUAGUAAGAGCAAUGAACCAGUUCAAGAAGAUCACACAUCAAGAGAGUCUGAAACCAGAGUCCAUGGCUACCAAGAGAUGUGGCACAUGAUUUGCAGACUCACUGUAACUGAGCUUGAAGAGUCAAACUCGGUUUACAGAAAAGCUUCAAAGCUUGGAGAUUUGGAAGGACGCAUAAGCGAAGACAUAGCCCAAAACAUCUUAGAUCAACUCUUAGAAGAAACAAUUACAACACUUUCUCUAACUUCACAAGUGUAAAUAUAUUUUCCGUCUUCCAAUAACAACAUUACUACUUCUACUUAAAACACAUUUUCAACUCUUUGGAGUCCUUUGCUUAGUUCAUGUUUAGUUUCAUCAAACACAGCUCUCAGUAAACAUAAUUAUAAAAGGAAAUUGAUUAAAUAUGAAAAGAAUCAAGGAAGUGAGGUGAGUUAAGGUUUCUUUUUGGUUUUAGAAACCUUAAUCACCUCUGUUUUUUUAUAUGGAGACAAGAGAGAGAGACAAACAAACUCUCUUUUGCCCCCAAAGAAACUUUUUUAUUCUUAUUCUAGAGAAAGAAAGAAACAUUUAAAACAACAAAUGUAAUAAGAUUAGCAACGACCUCAGAAAUUUGUUUAGACGUCUCUUUUUUCUUCUUCUGCUUCUUUGUUAAUGAUGUUUCAAAACUUUUUGAUUCAAGCAACGGUUUGUUCUGUCUCCAUGUAUGAUUGCUCCAUCCAAACCGGAGCCACCCUUGGCUCCUGUGGCUCUUUCACCAGCGGCUCCACCCAC